AUGGCGACGACAAGCUCUAUGUUUAUGUAUAGCUUGACUAUACAACCGCCUUCAGCCAUCACUCAAGCAGUCUUGGGUCAGUUUGCCGGUACAAAAGAGCAGCAGAUCAUCACAGCAUCGGGCUCCAAGCUCACCAUCCACAGACCCGAUCCUACGCAGGGAAAAAUCUCCCCUCUCUUCACCCAGGAUUGCUUCGGCAUCAUCAGGUCUCUGGCCGCCUUCCGACUGGCGGGGAGCAGUAAAGAUUAUCUAAUUGUCGGCUCGGACUCGGGGCGCAUCACCAUCCUCGAAUAUCUCCGCGACCAGAAUCGGUUCAAUCGCGUCCAUCUCGAGACCUACGGCAAAUCGGGCAUCCGAAGAGUCAUUCCCGGUCAAUAUCUCGCUGUCGAUCCGAAAGGACGAGCGUGUCUGAUUGCGUCCGUCGAAAAGAACAAGCUGGUCUACGUCUUGAAUCGAAAUGCGCAGGCCGAGCUUACCAUCUCUUCGCCGCUCGAAGCCCAUAAACCUCAGACUCUCGUCUUUGAAUGCAUAGCCCUUGAUGUCGGUUACGAGAACCCCAUAUUCGCGGCGCUCGAAGUCGAUUACACCGAGGUGGACCAGGAUCCCAGUGGGCAGGCCCUGGAAGAGGUGGAAAAGCUUCUAGUCUAUUACGAGCUUGACCUUGGCCUUAACCAUGUUGUCCGUAAGUGGGCUGAGCCUGUGGCAAGGAGUGCCAUCAAGCUGUUCCAGGUGCCUGGUGGAUCUGAUGGGCCGAGUGGCGUUCUCGUCUGUGGUGAAGACAAUAUCACCUACCGACACUCAAAUCAGGAGGCUUUUCGUGUGCCAAUUCCCCGGAGAAGAGGUGUGCUCGAGAAUCCUGAGCGCAAGCGCCACAUCGUGGCGGGAGUUAUGCACAAAAUGAAAGGCCAGUUCUUCUUGCUUCUCCAAACCGAGGACGGUGACCUCUUCAAAGUCACCAUAGAAAUGGUCGAGGACGAGAAUGGUCAGCCGACUGGUGAGGUCAAGGCACUUAAACUGAAAUACUUCGACACAGUGCCUGUGGCGAACAACCUGCUCAUCUUAAAGAGUGGGUUUUUAUUUGUGGCCUGCGAAAGUGGCAACCACCAUUUCUACCAAUUUGAAAAGCUCGGAGAUGACGACGAUGAGACAGAAUUCACGAGUGACGAUUUCCCUUCAGAUCCAACAGCACCUUACACCCCGGCUUUUUUCCAUGUGCGACCUCUCGCAAAUCUCAACCUUGUGCAAAGCAUAGAUGCUGCAAACCCCUUACUGGACUGCAAAGUUGCCAACCUUCUCGAUGAAGAUGCGCCACAGAUCUACUCGAUAUGCGGAUCGGGUGCUCGAAGCAGUUUCAAGACUCUCAAGCACGGUCUGUCUGUUUCGGAGAUUGUGGAAUCUGAGCUCCCUGACAAGCCUGAGGCUGUGUGGACGACCAAAUUGACAAGAGAAGACGAGUACGACGCUUAUAUCGUGCUAUCUUUCCGCACCGGAACCCUAGUGCUUAGCAUUGGGGAAACCGUGGAAGAAGUCACAGACACGGGUUUUCUUUCAACAGCUCCGACCCUUGCCGUGCAACAGCUGGGCGAGGAUGCUUUGAUUCAAGUACACCCCAAGGGUAUCCGACACAUUCGAGCCGACAAGCGGGUGAACGAGUGGCCGGCACCUCAGCAUCGAUCCAUUGUCGCUGCCUCCACAAACGAGCGACAAGUCGCUGUAGCUCUGAGUUCAGGCGAAAUUGUUUAUUUUGAAAUGGACUCUGAUGGAUCCUUGGCAGAAUAUGAUGAGCGAAGAGAAAUGACCGGAACCGUGACCUGUCUAUCACUUGGAGAGGUGCCCGAGGGCCGGGUUCGAAGCUCAUUCCUUGCUGUUGGAUGCGACGAUUCCACAGUCAGGAUAUUAAGUCUCGACCCCGAUUCAACGCUUGAAAACAAAUCAGUGCAAGCGUUGACUUCGGCACCUUCAGCUCUGUCAAUCAUGGCCAUGGCUGACUCCACAUCCGGCGGGAGUACGCUCUAUCUCCAUAUCGGUCUCUACUCAGGUGUCUACUUGCGAACCGUGCUAGAUGAGAUCACUGGUGAGCUUUCAGACACGCGAACGCGCUUUUUGGGCCUGAAGCCGGCAAAGCUUUUCCGCGUCUCGGUCAAGGGACAGAAUGCCGUCAUGGCACUAAGUUCACGGCCCUGGCUUGGAUAUACGGAUAGGCAAACAAACGGCUUCAUGCUGACACCACUCGACUACGUUGGUUUACAGAUAUUUACGAUCGAAGAUCUGUCCCGAAACUUACUGCAAGAGAAUAUCCCACUCUCGUACACGCCCAGGAAAUUCGUCAAACAUCCUGAGCAACCCUUGUUCUACGUUAUUGAAGCAGACAACAACGUUCUUGCACCUGCCACCAGAACAAAAUUGCUCACAGAAUCGACGGCUGUUAAUGGAGACGCUGUCCAACUCCCUCCCGAAGAGUUUGGCUAUCCUCGUGGGACCGGCCACUGGGCGUCAUGUAUCCAGAUCGUCGACCCAGUCACGACCAAAUCCGUCGUCUUCACUCUUGAGCUGGAGGAUAAUGAAUGUGCCACCAGCAUCACAGCAGCGCCAUUCGCAGGACAAGAUGACGAGACCUUCCUAAUUGUCGGGACGGCAAAGGAUCUGGUGAUCAGUCCUCGUUCAUUCUCGGCCGGUUUCUUACAUGUUUAUCGCUUCCACGAAGACGGUAAGGAACUCGAAUUCAUCCACAAAACAAAAGUGGAGCAACCUCCAACCGCCUUGCUUGCUUUCCAGGGCCGGCUCCUAGCAGGUAUUGGACCAGAUCUACGCAUCUACGACCUCGGAAUGAAACAAAUGUUGCGCAAGUGCCAAGUUCAAGCAGUCCCGAACAUCGUCGUUGGCUUACAGACCCAGGGAAGCAGAAUUAUCGUCAGCGAUAUCCAGGAGAGUGUAACAUACUGUGUAUACAAGUACCAAGAAAACAAACUUAUUCCAUUUGUCGACGACGUCAUUGCUCGCUGGACAACGUGUUGCACCAUGGUCGAUUAUGAAACUGUGGCAGGCGGCGACAAGUUCGGGAAUCUCUGGUUGUUGCGCUGCCCAACCAAGGCUUCUGAAGAGGCCGACGAAGAUGGCUCAGGAGCACAUUUGAUUCAUGAACGAGCCUAUCUCAGCGGUGCACCCAAUCGACUGAGUCUCAUGGUGCACUAUUUCCCCGGCGACAUUCCCACCAGCAUCCAGAAGACGAGUCUCGUGGCCGGUGGUCGAGAUGUGGUGUUCUGGACGGGGUUUCAGGGUACGCUGGGCAUGCUUGUGCCGUUCGUAAGUCGCGAAGACGUUGAUUUCUUCCAGUCUCUGGAGAUGCAACUCGCGUCGAACAAUGGCAACCCCCCAAUUUUGGGUCGAGAUCAUCUCAUCUACCGCUCAUACUACGCGCCCUCCAAAGGGAUCAUUGAUGGCGAUUUGUGCGAGACUUUCUUUUUGCUCUCGAAUGAUAAGAAACAGAUGAUAGCAGGAGAGCUGGACCGAAGUGUAAGGGAGAUUGAGAGGAAGAUUUCGGAUAUGAGGACACGAGUGGCAUAUUGA
Fonsecaea monophora is the source of this 3567-nucleotide messenger RNA. RefSeq names its product pre-mRNA-splicing factor rse1. NCBI's taxonomy places the organism in Eukaryota, Fungi, Ascomycota, Eurotiomycetes, Chaetothyriales, Herpotrichiellaceae. The coding region runs from base 1 to 3567 and encodes 1188 amino acids. Gene Ontology annotation, cellular component: U2 snRNP; nucleus. The transcript has 3 exons. Gene Ontology annotation, biological process: mRNA splicing, via spliceosome. Gene Ontology annotation, molecular function: protein binding; U2 snRNA binding. The record is from RefSeq and is a predicted model, not a curated record.